Molecule: messenger RNA, 735 nt
Organism: Lactuca sativa (garden lettuce)
Lineage: Eukaryota; Viridiplantae; Streptophyta; Magnoliopsida; Asterales; Asteraceae
Source: RefSeq, a predicted model, not a curated record
AUGAAUAAUCCAGACGAUUAUGACAAACUUGUGUGUGCGGAAAUUCCCGACCCAAUAAGGUUUCCUGAAAUGCAUGAUCUUGUCAAAAGUCACAUGAUGCACGGUCCCUGUGGUAGUUUACGAGAAAAAAGUUCGUGUACGCAGGGUGUGCCAAAAAUAUGUCGUUUCAGAUAUCCUAGGCAAUUCAAUGAAAAGACAUCACAAGGAGAGGACUCAUAUCCAUUAUAUAGAAGGAUAAAUAAUGGAAUUGAGGUGACUGUAAGAAAUACAUCAUUGGAUAACAGAUGGGUGGCUCCAUACGACCCAAAGUUGUUAAUGAUGUUUAAUUGUCAUAUCAACGUUGAGGUUUGUUCGAGUAUAAAGUCUGUGAAGUACCUCUUCAAAUAUGUUUAUAAGGGCCAUGACAAACAAGUUAUCCAUAUUGAUAAAGACCAAGAAAAUGUUGUUAUUGAUGAGAUAAAAAAGUUUCAAGACGCACAUUACGUGUCCCCUCCUGAGGCAUUAUGGCGAGUUUUUAGCUUUCCUCUUUCAAAAAUCCACCCUUGUGUGAUGGCCUUGCAAAUACAUCUCCCGAAUCAACAGUUGGUUAGGUUCAAAGACGGUGACAGAAUGGAAGACAUUGUUGAUAGGGAGAAAGAAAAAAAUUCAAUGUUGACGGCAUUUUUCAAGAAGAAUAAAGAAGAUUCCAAUGCGAGAAAAUAUUUGUAUAAGGAUUUUCCCAAACAUUUUACAUAG